Messenger RNA from Adineta steineri, 1170 nucleotides. NCBI's taxonomy places the organism in Eukaryota, Metazoa, Rotifera, Eurotatoria, Adinetida, Adinetidae. The record is from the annotation of a GenBank genome assembly.
AUGCAGAAAAAUUACGCUAGUGCUGUUAUUUUCCUACUGCUUGUAUCGCUGGUUAUCGCAAAGAUACCACGUACAGAUGUUACAGUAUCAGGCUUUUCAUCAGGUGGUGCAAUGGCUACUCAAUUACAUUUCGCGCUCUCAAAUGAUAUCAGUGGAUGUGGAGUUCUGGCUGGUCCUCCUUAUUAUUGUGGUGGAAAUGGAAUGACAAUGGCAAUUUGUUUAAAUGGUCCAGUCUCCUUUAUCUCUGUAUCUGCUAUGCAAACAGCACUGAACUCAAACGCAUUAUAUCGAAGUAUUGAUAGUCUUUCAAAUAUUAGAAACGAUCCAGUGUAUGCUUUCUCAGGUAAGUAUGAUACUGUCGUACUCCAUGGGAUCGCCAUAUUAAAUGAACAAUUAUAUACACGUUUUGGUGCAAAUGUUAAAACGAACUUCAAUAUGUUAGUGCAUCACGGAUUUCCAACAGACAAUUUCGGUGGCAAAUGUGAUGAACUUAAUAAACCAAAUUUUAUCAACAAUUGCAAUUUCAAUCUGGCUUAUGACAUGCUCAAUCAUCUUUACGGUGGUAAUCUAUUGAAACCUGAUCGAAAUUCACAAACUUCACUUACUGGUAACAUGUUUCUGUUCGAUCAAGUAGGAUUCAUGAAUACUCCACUAUCAUUGAUCACCAGUCAAAAUCCUAGUUCUAUCAAAUCGCAAUGGAUUGAGAAAAACAUGAUUUUGUAUAGUCUCAGAAAUGGAGAACAACCAACGUUGAAUUUAUUCAAUUUAACAAUAGCAAAUGCAUCAGAAAUUCAAACAACAACGACGCGUAGUUCGCUGUCUGGUUUUGAUAAACAAGGUUUUGUAUAUUUUCCAUCAGCGUGUAUUAGUGGACAAAAAUGUUCGAUUCAUGUAGCUUUACAUGGAUGUCAAAUGGGUAAAUCAUACAUUGGAGACGUUUUUGUAACAAAAGCUGGUUAUUUGGAAGUGGCUGAACUCAAUAAUAUUAUUGUGAUUUUUCCACAAAUUCUUGCAUCAACUGCUUUCCCAAUAAAUGCUAUGGGUUGUUGGGAUUUUUGGGGAUAUAGUUCCAUCUAUUAUGCUACUCGAAAUGGUCCACAAAUAUCCGGUAUAAAAAAAAUGAUUGAUACUGUUCGUAUGAUCAACACAGCUUUUGUUGGUGUUCACUAA